CGGCGACGCGCGCGGCUGGGCUGCGCCGCUCCGGGCCCGCGGCCAUGCCCAAGCGGGCCUGUCCGUUCGCAGACGCGGGCCCGCUGCAGCUGAAGGUCCGGGUUGGCCAGAGGGAGCUGAGCCGCGGCGUACGCGCCGAGCAGCACUCGCGAGAGAUCUUCGAGAAAACCAAGCAACUCCUUUUUCGAGGGGCCCAGGCCUACAUGGACCACUUGUGGGAGGAGAGCUGUGCCAUCGUUGACCUGCCAGAGUCCCCGAAGCCUGGCCCCACAGAGGCCCUGCGGGCCGCACGUGGGCAGAUGCUGAUUGGACCAGACGGCCGACUGACCAGGAGCCAAGCCCAGACCUCUGAAGCUGACCUGUCCAGGGCAGUGACCAGAGCCUGUUCCUCGUGCGUGCGAGCGCUGGACGGGAAGGCGGUGUGCGGCCAGUGCGAGCGUGCCCUGUGCGGGCGGUGCGUGCACGUCUGCUGCGGCUGUGGGGCUGUGGCCUGCAGUCUGUGCGCGCUUGUGGACUGCGGUGACGUUCAUGAGACGGUGCUCUGUGCCGGCUGCGCCAUGUUCGAGGCCUGAGGGCUGGAGCGGACGACAGCCUUCCCGGACAGGCCGCACGGGUGCCAAUGCUGUGGGGCGGGGGCAGGGGCGGGGGGGGCUAGUUUAUAUUUUGUACUGAGGGCAGAGUGAAUAAACCCCUUUAUAUUUGGA
Molecule: messenger RNA, 704 nt
Organism: Callorhinus ursinus (northern fur seal)
Lineage: Eukaryota; Metazoa; Chordata; Mammalia; Carnivora; Otariidae
Gene: SIVA1
Product: SIVA1 apoptosis inducing factor
Biological process (GO): extrinsic apoptotic signaling pathway
Molecular function (GO): CD27 receptor binding
Source: RefSeq, a predicted model, not a curated record